Molecule: messenger RNA, 2367 nt
Organism: Beta vulgaris subsp. vulgaris (sugar beet)
Lineage: Eukaryota; Viridiplantae; Streptophyta; Magnoliopsida; Caryophyllales; Amaranthaceae
Product: nucleobase-ascorbate transporter 6
Exons: 15
Coding region: 317-1912 (531 amino acids)
Biological process (GO): transmembrane transport
Cellular component (GO): plasmodesma; membrane
Molecular function (GO): transmembrane transporter activity
Source: RefSeq, a predicted model, not a curated record
UUUUUUUUUAAGUAACAAUAACAAGUAGUAGCAAAUUUUAGUAAAAAGGCACUCCAACAACAAAUUAGUGAUUUUUAGAGAGAGAAAGAACAAAGAGGAGAGAGAAAGAGUGUUUUUUUCUUUCUGUGUUGUCCUGAUAACCUGAACUGAGGGCUGAGAAGGAGGACAUUGUUAGUUUGUUACCCAGGAAAAAAGUAUUUUCUGGGUAAAGUUUCUUUCUUUUUUAUUUGCAUAAAAAAGAAGAACUAAACUGGUGAAAAUAUUAGGAGGUUUAUAGAGUGAGAACUUGAGAAGUGACUAGAGAGAGAAGUUAAAGAUGGCAGGAGGUGCAGCACCAGCAAAAGCAGAUGAACCAGCUCCACACCCACCAAAAGAUCAGCUGCCUAAUGUGUCUUAUUGCAUUACAAGUCCUCCACCAUGGCCUGAGGCUAUCCUCCUUGGUUUCCAGCACUACAUUGUGAUGCUUGGCACAACUGUUCUCAUCCCUAGUGCUCUUGUUCCUCAGAUGGGAGGAGGAAAGGAAGAGAAAGCAGAAGUUAUUCAGACAUUGCUUUUUGUUGCUGGUUUGAACACACUACUUCAGACAACAUUUGGGACACGAUUGCCAGCUGUGAUUGGAGCAUCCUACACCUUUGUUGCACCCACUAUUUCCAUAAUCUUGGCUGGUCGUUACAGUAACAUUCCUGACCCUAUAACGAAAUUCAAGAGAAUAAUGCGAGGAAUACAAGGGGCUUUGAUUGUUGCUUCAACCCUUCAAAUUGUUCUUGGCUUCAGUGGUCUUUGGCGUAAUGUCACAAGGUUUCUGAGCCCACUAUCAGUGGUUCCCUUGAUAUCUCUGGUUGGAUUUGGACUCUAUGAACUUGGUUUUCCUGGGGUGGCAAAAUGUGUGGAGAUUGGCUUGCCCGAGCUUAUCAUUCUAAUAUUUAUUGCAGUGUAUCUUUCACAAGCAACAAAAGUUGGCAAGCACAUUUUUGAGCGUUUUGCUGUUCUGAUCUCUGUGGCUAUAGUUUGGCUAUAUGCACACAUUCUUACAGUGGGGGGAGCAUAUAAUCAUGUUGCUCCAAGGACGCAGAUUACAUGUCGUACUGACCGAUCUGGACUUAUAAGUGGUGCUCCAUGGAUUAGAGUUCCGUAUCCUUUUCAAUGGGGAGCGCCCACAUUUGAUGCUGGUGAAGCCUUUGCUAUGAUGUUGACUUCAUUUGUUGCUCUUAUUGAGUCCACUGGUGCCUUCAUUGCAGUUUCAAGGUCGGCUAGUGCAACAAUGAUGCCUCCUUCUGUACUCAGUCGAGGCGUUGGUUGGCAGGGUGUUGGCAUUCUGUUGUCUGGGUUGUUUGGGACUGGGAUUGGGUCCUCCGUUUCUGUCGAGAACGCCGGCCUCUUAACACUGACACGUGUGGGUAGCAGACGGGUUGUCCAAAUAUCAGCUGGGUUUAUGUUGUUCUUCUCGAUUCUUGGGAAAUUCGGAGCUGUGUUUGCUUCAAUUCCUUCACCAAUUAUCGCUGCUCUGUACUGUCUUUUCUUUGCCUAUGUUGGUUCUAUUGGAUUGAGCUUCCUUCAGUUUUGCAAUCUCAACAGUUUCCGUACAAAGUUCAUACUUGGAUUCUCCAUUUUCUUGGGUUUGUCAAUACCCCAAUACUUCAACGAGUACGAAGCAAUUAAGGGUUUUGGUCCCGUCCAUACAAGUGCAAGAUGGUUCAACGACAUGGUGAAUGUCCCGUUCUCUUCGGAAGCAUUUGUUGCUGGAAUUGUAGCAUAUUUCUUAGAUAACACCCUCCACCGGAAAGAAAGCUCAGUGAGGAAAGACAGGGGUAAGCAUUGGUGGGAUAAGUUCCGGUCUUUCAAAGGAGACACGAGGAGUGAGGAAUUUUACUCCCUUCCCUUCAACCUCAACAAGUACUUCCCUUCUGUGUGAUUUUUCCUCGUAAUUUCUGAAGAGAUAUCACCAAAAAGCACAAGCGUUCCUCGUAUAUGAUGAUGCUCGGGAUCUAUAGUUAAUCAUUAUUUUAUCAAGUAUCAAUUUUACGACAAUAUGUUAUAGUUCACUUCUCAGUAUAAAUUAGUUUGUUACUUUUUGUAGGAUGCAUUUAGGACAAUUAUUUGUUUCUUUAUGUGUUGUAAAUCCAAUGUAUUAGUUGUAAUGAAGCGAAGAUUUAAACAAAGGAAACGAGGCCGACGGUUUUGAGUUUCCAGCGGCAACUAUGCCUUCCUGCUUGCCAUUGUUGAGAAACGAAACUUGAGCUUUGCGUUUUUUCUGGGCUGCUUCCGAACAGGUGGUCCAGGAUCAUACAUAUUGCAUGUAAGAAGUACGCUGGGACAAAACACUGUAGAGCCUAUUAAUAGUAAGUGAAUUUUUGUUUGUGAUUGUGA